This is a messenger RNA of Carassius gibelio (silver crucian carp), 2437 nucleotides long. Its product is annotated as myozenin-2. The transcript has 7 exons. Gene Ontology annotation, molecular function: telethonin binding; actin binding; FATZ binding. NCBI's taxonomy places the organism in Eukaryota, Metazoa, Chordata, Actinopteri, Cypriniformes, Cyprinidae. Gene Ontology annotation, cellular component: Z disc; actin cytoskeleton. Bases 651 to 1346 code for a protein of 231 amino acids. The record is from RefSeq and is a predicted model, not a curated record.
UAUAUAAAUACAUAUAUAAUAAAUCUAUUUCAAAUGCAUAUAUAUAUAUUACACUCAUUCACAGCAGAAAUUAGGCCACUGACCACAUUAACCAAAACUUAGGUGAGUGAACUGAAACCUAAGAAUGAAUGAACUGUGCAAACACAGUGAAGUCAUAACCUGAGCAGACACCUGCUGUCUCCGUCACACUCAAAAGUGUCAACGCAAGUCUGUUUGUGUGUAAUGAUCAGUGCUAUUUAUAACUAUAUGCUAGUGAAAUUGCACAGAUCGCUCAGACACCCCUCCGCUUGGCCAGAGCCCCUCAGUCCUGCUCAGAGAGGAAAGCAGCACAGAUCCAGACUGACCUCUCCACACAACCUUACCCGGCGCAGACAGCAUGUCUCAGCAUACUCUGAUGUCAACACAGGAGAGGAAAAUGCAGGCAGCUGCUAUUUGUAGAGAGAUCCAUGCCACUGAUGUUGUCUGUUUGAAAUUCUAUUUCUGGGGUUGACUGCGAGAAGACGCUUGACAGCUGUAAGAACAUACCAGCAGGAUACAUUUCCAUCCUUUGAUGAUACGCAUGUCAGAGCUCCCCCGAGUGACCCACCAUCAGUAACAACUAAAUUCAGGCCUAAAUACAGCUAUAAUCAAAAACACAGUGUAAACUAGAGAUGGAUUUGGGAAGGAAAGUUAGCGCACCGAAGGAGAUCAUGUUGGAGGAGCUUUCCUUGGCAUCAAACAGGGGCUCUCGUCUGUUCAAGAUGCGUCAGAAGCGCUCAGAGAAAUACACCUUUGAAAGUGUUCAGAAUGAAACCAACACACAGCACAAUACUGACGCUCCAGGUCCUAGUGCUGAAACGACAAACAAUUUAAGCAAUGAAAGUCUUGGAGUUGACCAGAUAGCCAAUACACUCAACCCUGAGACUAUUGCCCCAGGUUACGGUGUUCCCUUGAAGGAUGUUCCAGCAGAGAAGUUCAACUGUACAGCAAUGCCCAGAUCCUACCAGUCGCCCUGGGAACAGGCCCUCAUUAGUGACCCCUCUCUGGCCGAAACGCUGGUCACCUGCAUGCCUGAGCCCCAAACCAGACAAGAGAUUCCUCAAUAUAAGAGCUUCAACAGGGUGGCUAUUCCAUUCGGUGGUUUCGGGAAGGCACCCAAAGCCCCUGUUAAAUCUUUUGAUGUGAACAACAGCCUCCCCAGUCCAAGCCCCAAGCCUGCAGCACCUGCUCCGGUCAACCGGCCCACCUUCAACAGAACGGCCUCGGGCUGGGUGACUGACAGCGCUCCUCUCAUGCUUCCCAGCAUCCUUCUUGAGCCCAUUUCAUCCAUGUCUUCCACAUUUAUCCCCGAAUCCGAUGAACUCUGAGUGUUAUCCUUGUUUUUGUGAGCUUCACUGUCACUGAAAAAUACACUGGUCAAAUGGAAUUGAUUUGGAAUAAUUAAGAAAAAAAUAAAUCUCUGGCUGCCUUUUUUUUUUUGUGAAAAGAUACAGUAAAAAGAGUAAUAUUUUGAAAUAGUAUUACAAUUUAAAAGAACUGUUUUCUACUUGAAUAACUGUUAAUCUAUCAUUUAUUCCUGUAAUGUUAAGAUGAAUUUACAGCAUCAUUACUCCAGUCUUCGGUGUCACAUGAUCCUUCAGAAAUCAUUCUGAUAUUGCUUGCAAAAUAAAGAUUUCUUAUUAUUUUCUAUGUUGAAAACAGCUGUGUUUGUGAACUGUGAUACACUACCCUUAAAAUAUUGAGCAAGGUGAAAUUGAAAGAAAUGUAUAAUUUAGUAUUUUUUAUCAAAUAAAUGCAGCCCUUCUGAGCAUUAGAAACUUACAAAACAUCUUUAAAAAGAUCUGGAAUAUAUUUUGACUAAUACAAAAGUGGUACAAAAGCUGUCACUAGGGUGGUAUCCUUUCGAAAGGUGCACCUGUGUACCUUAUUUACCCCUAACAAUGCAUAUUAGUACCACAAAGGUGCGUAUUAGUACUUUUUAAAAAUGCACUGGCACAGAGACUGUCACGGUAGGAAAUCCAGUGUUUCCUCCGUGUCAUGUUUUGUGGUUGUUUUUGUACUUACGUUGUCUCCAUGUGCUCGUUUAGUUGAUUGUGGUCACCUGGGUGUUGAUUGUCUCGCUCCAGCUGAUCCUCAUCACCCCUCAGCUACAUAUACUCACCUCUCUCUCUGUCUGUUGUCAGAUCCUCACUCAUGUUGCAGUCUCCCUGUUGGAUUACCGUCUCCCGUGUUAGUGUUCUGGAUUGUGUUCGUGUUGUCGUCUUCGUGUGAGUGUUCCGGUCACUUCCUGGUUUCAUCCAUUGACCGUCCACACCGUCACCACCGACUUCACCAUCCAGCACUUCUCACGCCACUGUAGACCUUCCGUCACCAUUGCCCACAUCCUGGACUGUGCCUUCAUCUUUCAGUUUCGCUGUAUUUUCUACCAUCAAUAAACAACCAUUCUAAUUACCUGCAA